Drosophila obscura is the source of this 1180-nucleotide messenger RNA. Its product is annotated as antigen 5 like allergen Cul n 1. NCBI's taxonomy places the organism in Eukaryota, Metazoa, Arthropoda, Insecta, Diptera, Drosophilidae. The transcript has 2 exons. Bases 27 to 905 code for a protein of 292 amino acids. The record is from RefSeq and is a predicted model, not a curated record.
CUGCCUUCCCACGUCAAUCUGACAGCAUGUCUCGUGUGUCGCACAUCGACGUUGUGGUCCUCGCCCUCCUCCUUUCCUGCCUGUUCUCCUGCGGCCAUUGCUGGGACUACUGCCAGGAGCAUUGGUGUUCUCGUCCAGCGCUGCAACAUGUGGCCUGCAACAACAACGGCAGCCUUGGAGCGCAAUGCAAGAGCGAGGCCAGGCUGUUGCCGCUGAGUGGGGAUCUGCAGACGUUCAUCGUCCGUCAGGUGAAUCUCUAUCGGAAUCAUGUCGCCUCGGGCGGAUUCAGAGACUUUGCGCCCGCCGAUCGCAUGGCCAGCGUCCAGUGGGACCCGGAGCUGGCAAAGCUCGCAGAAAUUGCGGUCAAGCAGUGCAGCCUCGCCACCGACAACUGCCGCAACACCAGACGCUUCAAGCACGUUGGCCAGAUCGUGGGCCACGUCAUCUUCAGUGCCCAUCGCUUCAGCGAUCGCCAGCUAAUCGGCCACAAGAUCCACAAUUGGUUCAAGCAGUACAAGAAGGCAAGAUUGGGGUUCGGGCCGGGUGAGCCACGCAGUGACAUGAACAGCUUCCGGCAGCUCAUACAGGAGCGUGCCACCCACAUGGGCUGUGGGGUGCUCCGGCAGCCACGCUACCGCUGGCACCAGCAGUUCAUCGUCUGCAAUUUCGCGCGCGAGAAUGUACACCACGAACCAGCCUAUGCCGUCGGCCAUAAGGCGGCUGCCGGCUGCCAGACGGGCACCAAUCCCCAGUUUCCCCAUCUGUGCGCCAUCGAGGAGCACUAUGAUGUGAAUGCCGUGGAUCGUUUUGCCACAAAGCCAUCAGGUCAUCUGGCCAUCAAAAUGAAGUACAGCGAAGAUGGCAUGAGAGCAAAGGGAGCCAAGUCCAGGUCGAAGCGUUAUUGAAGUUCUUUUUUGGAAUUUUCAUUCAUUCAAAUGUAUGUACAUGCGUGUGCAUAUGUAUGUAUGUAUGCCUGUGAGGGGUAAAAUCUAUUUCUGACUCUUCAAUAGAUAAGUCCAAGUGCCAAGUCCAUUCCACAGCGUGACUAACAGCAGUCCCAUUCAGUCUCAAAUUCCCUUGAAUUAUGUAUAAAUCAUCUCUUAGAAUCUCGCGCUUGGAUUCACUUAAAUAUUCAAUUGUUUAUUGGGUUGUAAUAAAGAAAAAAAACAGUCAUAGAAAA